AUGAAAACAGUUUCUAUUGAUGAGUACUAUAAACAUUAUUCAAUAGAAUUGACCUUGUCAAAGUGGAGAAAUCAAGAAAAAUCAAGUUCUGUAUGUAGUCGAUAUGCUCAUAGAGGUUCUGUUUGCAAAGAAGCUGAAGAAUGUUGCCCCAAAUGUUCCAAACCUCACUCACUAAAAAAACAUGAUGAUAAAAUACACGGAAAGGAAUCAAAAGAUGCCAAUGAGAAAUUAAAACUAAAUUUCAACGUAAAUCAUGCUGUUUGGGAUGAAGACUGCGAAGUCUAUAAAAUGAAAUUGAAAAAAUAUAUUAUUAAGAAAUGA
Messenger RNA from Clunio marinus, 321 nucleotides. NCBI's taxonomy places the organism in Eukaryota, Metazoa, Arthropoda, Insecta, Diptera, Chironomidae. The record is from the annotation of a GenBank genome assembly.